AUGGCUGAGGCGAAUCGAGGAUGUGGGCUUCACGAAGAAUCGUCUUUGUGGGUAUCCAGGAGUAUGUAUUCUUUUCAGGUGUGUGAAGUUCUCGAGUCCAGCUAUCAUCACUGGACAACGGUCCUGGUAGUCCUUAUUGGUUGUUCUGUCCCGGACAAAAGCGGUUUCUCGGUCCUAUCCCAGAUCCCCAAGAAGUUCCGGACCUCGGAGAAAAGGGAAGGAUAA
Molecule: messenger RNA, 225 nt
Organism: Dicrocoelium dendriticum
Lineage: Eukaryota; Metazoa; Platyhelminthes; Trematoda; Plagiorchiida; Dicrocoeliidae
Source: the annotation of a GenBank genome assembly